AGUUUUGGAAUACCUAAUUUACAUACUAUUAUUCUAUUGGUCGGCUUUAGUCCAAUCAAAGUUCAGACUUAUUAGUCUUAGUUUGUAUAUACGUGCUAUAAAUACCGGGAUUUGGGUUUGCUGUUUUUCUUGUUAUUUUCCUCAUUUUCCUCGUCCUCUAGGUGUUUACCAUGCCAGAGCCUGCUAAGUCCGCCCCAGCCCCUAAAAAGGGUUCCAAGAAGGCCGUGACUAAGGUGCAGAAGAAAGAUGGCAAGAAACGCAAACGAGGCCGUAAGGAAAGCUAUUCUAUCUAUGUUUAUAAGGUGUUGAAGCAGGUCCACCCCGACACCGGCAUCUCGUCCAAGGCCAUGGGCAUCAUGAACUCGUUCGUCAAUGACAUCUUCGAACGCAUCGCGGGCGAGGCGUCGCGCCUGGCGCAUUACAACAAGCGCUCGACCAUCACCUCCAGAGAGAUCCAGACGGCCGUGCGCCUGCUACUGCCCGGGGAGCUGGCCAAGCACGCGGUGUCCGAGGGCACCAAGGCCGUCACCAAGUACACCAGCUCCAAAUAAAAGUUUUUCUACAUCUUGCUCUCUUCAAAGGCUCUUUUCAGAGCCACUCACUUUUCCACGUUAAGAGUUGUAAUAUGAAGAUUCGUCAGCAGGUUUUUAAAAGCAUGUUUUGUCUUUUAACAGACAACCUACUUAAAAACUUAAGAAAAUGUAGUGUGAAAUGUUUAUUUGAACUUAUAUUAAUCUUUAGGGCAGCAAUGAGUUUGGGAAAUAAUUGCGUACAGAAUAUAAUUAUUAGUGUGCGUUGUGCUAAAGCUCCCAGAAUUUCUGGUAUUCUGGUUUCUGUGUUUUUAUUUCUUAAAUUCUUUGAAUUUUUAUAAUUGCCCAUUGUUUAGCGUUUAAGGUAAUUUUAUAGUGGUCAUUUGGGGAGCUCAACGUCUAAGUACCUCGGGUUGUUUGUUUUAAACGUAAUGUUCGCAUUAUAUGAAUAUAGUUAUAUGUGCUUCACAAAUGUUAACUCAUACAAUGAGAUAUUAUCUGUAGUUUAUCGACAACAACAAGGCUCAGAAUGUCAGUUACACAACAGAUACCUGACUAGGUCUGGGAAAGUCAUUGGAACCCGCAGUUUAAUCUUUACUACUGUAGACUGUUUCAAAGGUAAUUCUUCAAGUAUACGUUAAAAACUUUAUCCACUUUAUUUUGCCUUGAGGCUGUUAUUGAUAUAAUCAACCACACAUGGUGCUGAAGCACAUUCUUAAGUCUUAAUUUUUCUUUUAUAUUUCACUUUUGUUUUCGUUGUCUUCAGUCAGUGUUUGGUUCUAUACAUAUUUAUGUAGAUAGAAAAGAAUGAACAGAACAAAACAGGAAUAAGAGUCGAUCCAGAAGUGCAGAGAGCACAGAGGAUAUGGAUGGAUAUCUGAGGUCUCGUGUGUUAAGGUUUUGUACUGCUGAAAGCAAAAUCACAUGGAUGAAUUGUUUUUGAGGACCUGUCAUGGCUUAUUGACUUGUAUUAGCGAAGCCAGCAAGGCAUGAUCAAUGCAUGUACCAGUUGAG
Equus caballus (horse) is the source of this 1544-nucleotide messenger RNA. RefSeq names its product H2B clustered histone 25 (gene H2BC25). The record is from RefSeq and is a predicted model, not a curated record. Gene Ontology annotation, cellular component: nucleosome. NCBI's taxonomy places the organism in Eukaryota, Metazoa, Chordata, Mammalia, Perissodactyla, Equidae. Gene Ontology annotation, molecular function: protein heterodimerization activity; DNA binding; structural constituent of chromatin.